This is a messenger RNA of Drosophila pseudoobscura, 3209 nucleotides long. RefSeq lists its product as uncharacterized. Lineage: Eukaryota; Metazoa; Arthropoda; Insecta; Diptera; Drosophilidae. The record is from RefSeq and is a predicted model, not a curated record. The transcript is spliced from 2 exons. Bases 35 to 3157 code for a protein of 1040 amino acids.
CUUUAAUGCUUUGCAUACUCGCUAGUUAAGAAUCAUGGUAAAUACUCUAGCAAGAUCAUUUUUCUUUUAUAACAUAUGGUGCAUAAUUGGUAAUUUGACUCCAAUUAACUCGUUGCACACCUGUGUCAAUAACAACACUGAAACCAAUGACGGAACGGAAAAUUGUAAAUAUAAGGGCUUACGUUACACAUCAUAUAAGGAGUUCCUUUGCUGGGCAAAGAGUGGUGAGCUGCAUAUUCGCGAGUGCGAUAACAUCUCUGGUGAUUGGCUUCCAAAAACAGUAAACUGUCAUGUAAAACAAAAUAAAAAUAAAUUUUGUCCGGAUGAUCUUUUUGAAGUUAAACAAAAUGACGACGACCCAAUUUGUUUAAAAAUUUCCACUAAGCCGGAAGCUUAUAAUGAAACCUUUUGCUACGGUUCAAAUAAAAUAAUACCAUUGGAUCUAUCAUCAUCUGAAAUGACCACAAUUAUACUGUUCUUAAAACAAAAAAGAAUUAAUGAAUACUGGUUGCCAAUAAAACGGAGCAAUGCUUUCAUGCCAUUCAUGAUAAAUUUGCCAGGAAAAAGAUGGCAAAAAGUCAUUGACGAACACCUACUACCAGAACAUUUGAAAUCAGAUCUUCACUGCCUAACACACAACCUAGACAGAUUAAAAAUUGAAUUGAGAGAUUGCAAGAAAUUUUUACACAUGGUCUGUGCUUUUAAAAGUAGUCUUUUAUCUCACUCAGGGUGUCCAGAAGGAUUUGGUGCUUUAAGCUAUCGGCCAAAUGAAUGCUACGGUAUUAAUUGGAAGAAAAAAUCGCUUAAUCAUGUGCACAUCAGUGAAUACUAUGAAAAACAGAAUUCGAUUAGAAUUGUACUACAAGGGAUAAUUCCCCAAGAAAAAGAGAAUUAUUUUUUUAAGAUUGAUAGCUUUGUUGAUAGAUUUUCUGAUAAAUAUAUGGUAAUAAUGAAUAAAUAUGAAAAGACAAAAGUUUCCUAUGAAAACUCGAAAUGGUUUCCAGUAUUGAGUAAGCAGAUUAUAGAAGCACCAUCAGCAUUUUCAAUGAAAUUAAAAUUCGAUGAAAACUUACGCGAAUUAAUACUAGUGAUUUAUUACCGCAAUUAUCUAUGGACUAAUGAAUAUAACGACAUUGGUGUUCAAUGUUUUACUAAUGCAGGCUAUGAACUUUUAAAAAAAACUUCUGUUAAUCUUAUUUGGCAAAAUGAAAAAAAAACACGUUCCAUUUUUAAGCUAACUUUAUUUGGAGAUGGUCCUGGGGAGUAUUGGUGCGAAGGUCAUACAAUUUUAAAUUUUCAGUGGGUAUCCACACAACGAUUAAUAGCUUUUAAGAAUAUGCGCGGGCAUACUUUUGCUACGCGGUUAGAUAUCCCAUGCAUUUACAAAAAUAAUGAAAAAAUUGUUAAUUUUUGUAUUUACAUCAACAAAAGCACUAAAAUAUUUGGUAAAAUGAUACGCAAUUUUUUUGUGAAGAAAGCGAAAGAUAGUGUUAGUGAUCUUGUUAUACAUAACGUCCGUAUUAUGAAUAUUGAGAGCGUUACAAAACUGUCCAUGGUUUGUUGGUGUCAUAUAAUGGCACAACUAGAAAUAUCCAAUAAGAGUUAUGAAGAGGUAAGUGCGAAAGAUAUCUUUGAAAAUGUUUCGAAAAUUAGUGACAAUACGUUUUCAAGCAUUCGAGUAUACAAAAAACUAAUGAAAAUGAAUAGUGACUUAAUAACUGUAAUACGUAGUAUAGAAUACUGUUUCCCCGACAUUUUUUCGUCAAAUAACUUAAUGAAUAGUCAAUGGAUGCAGGUUCGUAGGGGAGAAAAAGGUACGGCACAGAUUUUAUGUCUCCAAAAUAAUGGUAUUCCAUAUACGAGACGUUGCGAAGGAGACUUUGUACAUGGGGCAUAUUGGGAAUUAUUAACACAAUCUAUUAAGUGUGAACAUGCUCAAGAUAUUACACAAAUUUUAUACAACCUGGAGAACACGCGCUUGAUUGAGCUAACACCAGAAAAGGUUGUACAAGAAGUUAAGAGCCUCAUUAAAGAUAACAAACAAAAAAUUGGUCCUGGCGAUGUAUACUUAAUUUCUAACAUCAUUCAAGUCUCUCUUCGGAAUCUUUCCAUUCCAAAUGUAGUCUGGUCUAAUGGAGUAGUUCCAGAGCUAGGUCAAAACCCUGCAAAGUGGAAAAGUCUAAUCCAUGACAUCAUAGAAAUCUACAAUAUCCUAACAGAUUUAGAUGUAGACGUAAUUAAUAGGUCAGCUGAUCUAAAUUCAACCAACAAAUUCUUAGAAACAUUUGAAAAUUCAAUGGAUACUCUAUCAUUCUUACAAUAUGUUGACCAAAAUAGCUUCGUUGAAGAAGAUAUUGGAUCUAAACUGGAUUUGGAAGUUAUCGACUAUGUAGACAUUGGUGUAUCCGUACAAUCUUCUCCAAAUUUUCUAUACUUUUAUAUUAAUCCUUUAGUAGCAAAUGUAUCUGGGAUAGCAUUAUUUAACAAUAAUAUCAGUGGUAAAGCUCCACAAAAGUUAAAAGGCAAAUUUUACAAUGAGGAUUACCGAUUUCUGCAAUCCAAUCAUGACAUUGAGGACUUUAUCCAUGAAUCAAAUUUACUACUUGCAACUUAUGUACCAAAACAACUUUUGAAUCGAUUAAAAACUUUUUCAACCAUAUUUAAUCAAAUAACUAGAAUCCCUCCAAUAGUGGUCAUUAAAGUAUACUCCAACGACAAGCUUUUUCAGCAGGCUAAUCAAACAAAAGCGGUUUCGAGCCAUAUUGUGUCAAUAUCCAUACCUGGAUACAAUACUAAUCUACCUGAGGCACUGCCGCUAAUUCUAAGAAGAUUGCACACUUAUCAUCAUCAUACUGAUUCAGAGCAGUAUUGCCACUACUGGAACUACGGUAAUUGGGCUACCGACGGGGUAAAAAUGUCUAAAAAUGUUGAAAUAAGCGAAGAUAUUGGGAUAUGUUUUUUAACACACUUGGCACCAUUUGCUUAUCUUGUAGGCGUUAACCUUACGUUUGAUAUGGAGAUUGAGUCGUACUCAAAGAAAAUUGAUGAUCGUGCUUUGGAUAUCAUAGCAGUGUUAGGCUGCUCACUAUCUUUGUUGGGAGUAUGUUGCAUUUUUAUCACAGUUUCAAAAUUGUACUAUUGGCGGCACAAUACUUAAUCUAAGGUUUUACUACAUUUGUCUUUAGCCAUUUCUUUGCAAAUGUUAAUUU